GUGUGAAACAGCAGAGUGCUUCCUUUUUUCUCUCCCUCUCCCUGUCUUCUUCCUCUCUCGGCCCCCAGCUCUCAAAUUCCAAACAAAACACAGCUUACCACACACAGGCUGGGUAAGCUGAGGGGAGGGCUCCGAGGUCGGGAGGUCAUGGUUAUAAGCAAACAGGAGGCGGUGAUUGGCACUCACUCACGCACACGACACGGUGUCCGUCCACAGUGUGGGAUUACAGAGGACAGCGGAGAGGAGUCAUUGACAGAACUGAAGGUACGACUGGAUUCAUAACUUUCCAAUCAACAUGUCAAAGGUAUUCAAGAAGACCGCCGGCAACGGACAUAUUGCCCUGUACUUGGGGAAAAGAGACUUUGUGGACCAUGUGGAUUCAGUGGAAGUAGUCGACGGUGUUGUUAAAGUGGACCCUUCUGGUCUUGACGGCAAAAAAGUGUUUGUCUACCUUGCGUGUGCCUUCCGCUAUGGAAGCGAAGACUUGGAUGUCAUUGGGCUGUCCUUCAGGAGAGACAUCUGGAUACAGCGUGUUCAGGUGUAUCCACCCACAGGUGAAAACACAGCCAAAUCACCAAUGCAGGAAUCCCUCAUGAAAAAAGUUGGAGAGCAAGGAUGUCCUUUCUCCUUCCAGAUGCCGGCAAACCUCCCAUGCUCAGUCGCCUUACAGCCUGCACCAAAUGAUUCUGGCAAGGCUUGUGGCGUGGACUUUGAGGUUAAAGCAUACGUUGCCAACGCAGCCAACAAUGCAGAUGAAGUCAUUGAGAAGAAGAACACGUGUCGUCUGAUGAUUCGCAAAAUACAGUUUGCACCAGCCAGCAACAAGGCAGGACCCACGGCUGAUAUCACCAAGCAGUUCAUGAUGAGUGACAAACCAGUUCACCUGGAGGCCUCCCUUGAAAAAGAGAUUUAUUACCACGGAGAUCCAAUUGCCGUGAAGGUAAAAAUCAACAACGAAACCACCAAGGUUGUGAAGAAAAUCAAAAUUUCAGUUGAGCAGCUAACAAGCGUGGUGCUGUACUCAUCUGACACUUACACCAAGCCAGUCUGCUGUGAGGAGUUUGGGGAGACAAUUAACUCCAACUCUACAUUUGAGAAGUCCUUCCAAGUCACCCCCCUGCUAGCCAACAACAAGGAGAAGAGGGGUCUUGCGGUGGACGGACGGCUAAAAGACGAGGACACCCACCUUGCAUCAACUACUCUGUAA
Messenger RNA from Epinephelus fuscoguttatus (brown-marbled grouper), 1207 nucleotides. RefSeq names its product arrestin 3b, retinal (X-arrestin) (gene arr3b). Gene Ontology annotation, molecular function: G protein-coupled receptor binding. NCBI's taxonomy places the organism in Eukaryota, Metazoa, Chordata, Actinopteri, Perciformes, Serranidae. The record is from RefSeq and is a predicted model, not a curated record. The coding region runs from base 296 to 1207 and encodes 303 amino acids. Gene Ontology annotation, biological process: G protein-coupled receptor internalization; signal transduction; visual perception. The transcript has 13 exons.